This is a messenger RNA of Portunus trituberculatus (swimming crab), 621 nucleotides long. RefSeq names its product Y-box-binding protein 2-like. Gene Ontology annotation, molecular function: nucleic acid binding. Bases 1 to 621 code for a protein of 206 amino acids. The transcript is spliced from 3 exons. The record is from RefSeq and is a predicted model, not a curated record. Lineage: Eukaryota; Metazoa; Arthropoda; Malacostraca; Decapoda; Portunidae.
AUGGCAAGUCCUGCUCACCACCCUGGACGUGUUAAAUGGUUCAAUGUGAAAGCAGGAUACGGGUUCAUUCAGGAAGAAAACACGGGUACAGAAGUUUUUUGCCACGCAUCUGGUCUCACCCAUCCUCUUAAGGAGCGCCCUCCCAGAGAAGGAGACCAAGUUCUUCUCGCCGUUAGGAUGGGAGCUAAGGGAGGCGUAGGACGUAGCGCCAGUCAGCACAACAUCUGUCCCUUCGAAGACCUGUGGAACCGUGGGGAUCAUCGCCAGCUUCAGGAAUUGAUCCCUCUCAUCCUGCAGCACAACGGCCUGCCUGCAGUUUAUAUCCCAAAAAGCGCCUUGUCUGCCAACACCCGCGCCAACACAAGGCUCUCCCGGCGAGGUCUUCCCGGAGCUAUGGGGGAGACAGAGGAGUCACCCGUGGCUGCUCCAAACAUCCAACAACCAGCAACAGGAGCAGAAGCAGAGCCAACGGGAGACAAACCCCGGAACUGGAAGGAGACUCAGGACGACAAGUCGGAGAAUGAGCAGGAAAGGCGAAAAAUCAAGCAGAAGUCGGUGUCAGUAAGGGUGUCGAGAUGCGGCAGUGGAUUGAUGACGUAUGCGGCGUCAAGCGGAGGCUGA